Molecule: messenger RNA, 3385 nt
Organism: Triticum aestivum (bread wheat)
Lineage: Eukaryota; Viridiplantae; Streptophyta; Magnoliopsida; Poales; Poaceae
Product: LRR receptor-like serine/threonine-protein kinase RGI5
Exons: 1
Coding region: 120-2744 (874 amino acids)
Molecular function (GO): protein binding
Source: RefSeq, a predicted model, not a curated record
AUCCAUCCACACGUCCGCAGCUCCACUCUACGUACGAACCCCCACCUUCUUAAGAGCACCACCAGACGUUGCACGAAGCAACCGAUCAUCACCACCACCACCACACCAUAGCCACCACCAUGGAUCGCUCGCCUGCCAAGUUCGUCUUGCUCCUCAUGGCAGCGGCAACCUGGAGCUGCUUCCUCGUCGCCGACGCAGGCAAGCUCCAGCCGAGCUGCAUAGGGCGCGAGAGGGACGCCUUGCUGGCCUUCAAGCAAGGCAUCCGUCACGACCACUACGACAACCACCUCGGGUCGUGGCAACAAGAGCGCCAAGAUUGCUGCCAAUGGGAAGGCAUCACCUGCGACAACGUAACUGGCCAUGUCGUCAAGCUUGACCUUGGCGGAAGAUAUGAUUUGGUCGGCCAGAUAAGUCCUUCCUUGCUUUCUCUAGAGCAUCUCGAGUACCUCAAUCUCAACUGGACGGGACUGUGUGGGCCUGAUGGUGGUGUUCCAGAGUUCUUGGGUUCCUUAAAGAACUUGAGGCAUCUUGAUCUGUCCGGCAUGCCUUUCUCCGGUAUGGCGCCUCCUCAGCUUGGCAACCUGUCAAAGCUGGAAUAUCUUUACCUCUCCCACAUGGAUAUGUACUCAACAGACAUCUCAUGGUUAACUCGUCUACCUCUGUUGGCGCAUCUUGGUAUGAGUUAUAUCAAUCUCAGCUCAAUAGCCGAUUGGCCUCUUGUUGUCAAUAAGAUUCCAUCUUUGGAGUUGCUUGGUCUUUCCGAGUGCUCGCUUUCAAGUGCAAACCAAUCCCUAGCACACCUAAACCUCACAAAUCUUCAAUACCUUGAUCUCUCAGAUAACUACUUUGGUCAUCCAAUUGCAUCCAGUUGGUUUUGGAACAUAACAAGCAUCAAGUACCUCGACCUUUCUGGUACCUCUCUCUAUGGUCCGUUUCCUAAUGAACUAGGAAAUAUGACGUCUCUCCAAGAACUUUAUUUUGGCCCCUAUUCUUCCGAUGGUGACUCACCCACCACAACUGCUAACACGGCCACAAUGACAGUAGACUUGAAAAAUCUAUGUGAUUUGGAAGACCUAUUGCUUGAUGGAAGCCUCUCCUCUGGGAACAUAACAGAGUUUAUAGAUAAACUGCCAAGAUGUUCGUCCAACAGAUUGCAGCGCUUGAGGUUGAGCCGCAACAAUAUGGUUGGAAUUCUACCAAACAGAUUGGGGAACUUAACCAACUUAGCUUUGUUGGACCUUUCUUACAAUAACAUUACUGGAGCUAUACCGCUAGCCAUAAGCAAUCUUUCUUGUUUAGAAACACUUGAUCUUUCUAACAACCUUCUUGCUGGAGCUAUACCGCUAGGGUUGGGAAAUUGCACUAGUUUGCAAUAUGUUUCUCUCACCAGUAACAGUCUCAAUGGACCUAUACAACCAGGGAUACAAAACUGCAAUAGAUUACAGGACCUUUUGCUUUCUUACAAUAGCAUUACUGGAGCUAUACCACCAAUGUUGGUAAACUGCACCAGUUUAGAAACACUUGAUCUUUCUAACAACCAUCUUACUGGAGUUAUGCCACCAGGACUGGGAAAUUGCACUAGUUUGCAAUAUUUUUCUCUUUCGAACAACCAUCUUACUGGAACUAUAUCACCAGGGACAGUGAGUUGCACUACAUUAAAUGACCUUGACCUUUCUUACAACAAUCUUACUGGAGAUAUACCACCAUGGCUGGGGAAUUGCACUAAUUUGCAGUCCCUUUCUCUUUCUAAAAACCUUCUCACUGGACAUGUCCCAUCUGAGAUUGGUCUGCUCGGCAAUUUGACUAGACUCGAUCUUAGCAACAAUAAUCUAGAUGGUGUGAUAAGGGAGGAACACCUGGUUGCUCUAAAGAACUUAGAACACCUGGAUCUAUCACACAAUUCUUUCUCAGGGCAUCUGCCAUCAGAGUUUGGAGCUACCGGAUUAUUAGAAUUGACAUUAUCCUCCAAUUACUUCAGUGGGCAUAUUCCUGAAUAUAUUUGUAUGUUCUGGAACCUAGUUGUCUUGGAUUUAUCAGACAACCUUUUCAUGGGUGGACUUCCUCGAUGUUCUCGAAAGCCUAACCUGGUUUUCCUGAUUUUAAAUCACAAUAAUUUUUCUGGCAAGUUCCCAUCAUCACUGAAGAACUACUCGAGUUUGGCAUUCAUGGAUCUUUCAAUGAAUAGUUUCUAUGGAACAUUACCAUCAUGGAUCGGAGAUUUAGUAUAUUUGCGCUUUCUGCAGCUAAGUCACAAUUUCUUGUGUGGAGAUAUUCCAGUGACUAUCACAAAUCUUAAACGUCUUCGUCAACUGAGUUUAGCAGGAAACAGUAUAUCUGGUGUUAUUCCUUUUUCUUUGUCAAAUUUAACAGCAAUGACCCAGAAACAUCCAAAGAAACCUGGGGUCGACAUGUUUGUAUGGUACACCAGCCGUGUGGGUAAAUUUAGAGAAGUUUGGUCUAUAGUGAUGAAGCGUCAGGAACUUAAGUAUGGUGCUAGAAUUUUUGAUGUGAUCAGUAUGGACCUGUCGCUCAACAAUCUAACAGGUGAAAUUCCAGAUGGGAUAACCUCUCUCAAUGGACUAUUGAAUCUAAACUUAUCAUGGAACCAAUUGAGUGGAAAAAUUCCAGAUAGGAUUGGAGCUAUGGAAUCACUUGAAUCGCUCGACCUCUCAAGGAACAACCUUUCUGGUGAAAUCCCAACAAGCUUGACAGAUUUGACUUAUUUAAGCUCCUUGGACCUGUAAUAUAACAAUCUCACAUGAAGAAUUCCACCGGGACGCCAACUUGACACCCUCUACUUGGAGAACCAGUCCAUAUACACGGGCAAUGUUGGUCUGUGUGGCCCUCCUCUUGAAAGGAAUUGCUCAGGAAACAAUGCACCAGAGCAUGACAAUCAACAGAAAAUCAAGAAGGUUUCUGAGCCUGUGUUGUUCUUUUACCUUGGACUUGGGUUUGGGUUUGUUGUUGGCCUCUGGGUCGUGUUUUGUACCCUACUGUUCAAAAAAGUGUGGAGACUUGCCUAUUUCCGCCUCUUCGACAAGUUGUAUGACAAGGCAUAUGUAUUUCUGGUUGUUACCUGGGGCAGGAUAAAACACAAGGAGACAAAAACUUGAGUGCGGUGCUCAAUAAAAUAAUGCAAAUCUGGUGAUGUUUUUUCACCCUACUCCUCAUGUUUAUGAAUAAAUGAAGGUGCACAUGUUAAACAAUAGGCUUGUUCAAUUGUUCACAUGUCAUGUACCAGGUUAGUUAGGAUUGAUCCUUAUCCUCUGUAGAGUCUGUUGUAUAGCUUGAUGUGAGGAUCAAUCCUACUAACCACCUACCUCUGUAACUCUUAGAUCUAUUUAACAUGCACGUGUCCCUGCCAAGAGGCAUACACUUCCACGCA